UUAAUAAAUGUAAAUCGCACAUAAAAAGGGCAUUUAGCCCUUUUGGCAUAAAAUGAAUGGGGUUAUAGUUUUGAGUAAGAAUAACUCGAAUGAAGGCUCUAUAAGCAGUGCUGCCACAACACCGGGAGCUUUGUCGACUUUUGACGAAGAGGGACUUUUGGUACCUUUUUUUGUUAGUCAAAAAAAUCAGGGGAAAUGGGCCAGUCUCGCGAAAAAAUGCAAGAUUCCGCUUGGGCAAAUACCCUGGGCCAUAUUAUCCACCAGUAUUUUACAGCUAAUCUUUCAUAUCUUUUCCGACAAAACUCUCCAACGUCACCUACGAUUUGAGCCGAAAAAACAAAAAGAAGUGUGGCGCUUCUUCAGUUACAUGCUGGUACAUGACGAUUGGUACCACCUCGUUCUGAACAUUUUGAUGCAAUGCCUAUUCGCGUUUUUCGUGGAAAAGAAACAGGGCAAAUGCCCCGUGCUAGCAGUUUACAUCUUAGGAGGCGGGACGGGAGUCCUUGGAGCGUCCUGCGUCCACCCAGACCUCGUCAUUGGUGCGUCCGCAGGAGUGUAUGCUCUAUUGAUAUCCAUGAUAGCUGAUAUUGCAUUGAACUUUGAGGUUAUCAAAUACAAAAUGUCUCGAAUAGCGUGCAUAGGGAUCAUAGUCCUCUCCGACAUCAUCUACAACGUGGUGCAUUUCUGUUCGAGGGACGAACCUUUAAUAUCCUGGGGCGCCCAUAUCGUAGGUGGCGCUACUGGCUUUCUCGUGGGUCUCGUGAUUUUUAAAAGGAGCAACGAACCACUGUCCAAGCGUCGCAACAAAAUUUUGUUUUGGGCGGCAUUAAUUUUUUAUAUUUGUCUGUUGAUUUCUCUAGUUACCUUAUCGUUGCAAAUUAAAAAAUGUACGCCUGCUAACAGCUUUAAAAAAUACGUUUAUUUUUGUUGAAAUAAGUUGAAGUUAAUAUUGGGCAUUUCAAUUAAAAUAAGACUGAAAAAAGGUUCAAUCUUUUGUACUUUUAUAAAAAAAUACAUAUGCCUGCAUUGUGUAUUGUAAUAAUAUUAAUUAAAUAAUCA
This is a messenger RNA of Brassicogethes aeneus, 1059 nucleotides long. NCBI's taxonomy places the organism in Eukaryota, Metazoa, Arthropoda, Insecta, Coleoptera, Nitidulidae. The record is from the annotation of a GenBank genome assembly.